This is a messenger RNA of Ruditapes philippinarum (Manila clam), 2405 nucleotides long. RefSeq lists its product as uncharacterized. Gene Ontology annotation, biological process: immune response. Gene Ontology annotation, cellular component: membrane. Bases 46 to 774 code for a protein of 242 amino acids. Gene Ontology annotation, molecular function: tumor necrosis factor receptor binding. The transcript is spliced from 3 exons. NCBI's taxonomy places the organism in Eukaryota, Metazoa, Mollusca, Bivalvia, Venerida, Veneridae. The record is from RefSeq and is a predicted model, not a curated record.
UUCGGCAAACUAUCGUGGAAGUGUUUGUUUCGGAAUUAAAAAAGAAUGGAUACAAUACUAAAAGUUGGUGUGGUAAGCUUACUGUGCGCUUUGGUUACCACUCUCCCCGUUCUAAUGUAUCUAAUAACAACGAGAGAAUUGCCACAGAAUGAUAUGUGUGAACUAUAUAUAACCAGAAGAUUUCAAUGUGAACCCCAAAAAGACUUGAAGGAAGGAUUGUCGGAGAUGCUUGACAGGCGUGAAAUUAUAAGACGUACAGAAGAAUAUCGGACACAAGAAACCCUUUACAUGCAAAAGCCUUUUCUGAAACUCAUUGGAACAGAGUUGAUAAAUGAAAAAAACGAGAGAGGAGGAGUGAGCGGGAUGACGAUCAUAACAGACUGGCAAUAUGACAAAGAUAUGUUUGAGAAUAAUGAAAUAUCUAGUAACAUAAAAUACACAAGUGGGUAUAUGACAGUUCCUGAUAAAGGUCAUUAUUUCGUUCAUUCGUCUAUUGAAUUAGUGGUACCACCUCACUUAGUAAGUGGUAUGGAUUUCACAGUACAAAUCAAACACAGUAUAUUUCGUACAUGCAUCCUUGGGAAAGAGGACCUAGAGAUUACCUCAAACAUUCAAACAUAUCUGGUAACAGACAAUGAAAGCUUGUACAUCGGUAGAAGUCAAGUAUCUUCAUUAGUCAAAAUGGAGGCACGAGACAAGAUUUCUAUAAGAUUAAGUAACAUCACAUUUUUCCACAACUCAAAAAAUAAUGAAUUUGCCGUUAGAUUAGUUUAGUAUAUUUAGGGUAAUAAUAUAUUAAAUAAUGAAUUUCUGGUCAAGUUACUGUUAGCUCAACACAUUUAGAGUCAUUCUAUCCUGAGACUUUUUUGAGAUAUUACAGUAAUAUUUAACAUUUAUACACAAGUUGUGACACGCCAAAAGGAAUACUACAAGUUAUGAAUGUUUUGUGAAAGACCAGUUUUUUUUUUUUUUUCAAAUUUGUUUUGAUGUUCUUUAUUUUGAAAUUCAUAUAUUUUCUUACUCAGUCAUCCCUGGAUACGAAUGACGGGCAACUUUGAUCUUUUUCUAUAGAAAAACAUUGUUAAUCACAGAUGAUGCGUAUGACCGGAAAGAUUAUGAGAUUCUGACACAUUGUUUGGUAUAAUACUGAAUUUUAUUUGAAGAGUUCACAGCUGUAAAACUUAUAAUUGAUGGAGCUAGAACACACAGCUGUGUACUCGUUCAAUAGAAUCAAUAUUGUACUUAACAAUGUAUUCGACAAUGUAUAAUGACCUUUAUAUUAAAUACGGCCAAUUAAUAAAGUUUUGACAAAGUUUAUUUUACCUUGAGUACAAUUUUAGAUUUAAUGUGUAUUUUUAUGAAAACAAGAUAGAUGUAGUUCAAUAUAAUUUUAAUAUGGAGUUUACGACUCAGAAAAUGAAACCAAGGCUAAUUUAGUAAGAUCUGAUCCAAAUAAUGGUUUCUAUUGGAACCCAUCGCGGUGUAAACGUCGGUAGUUUACUUGUUACAUUUAAUCUAAAUUACAUUUUAUUGCUUUCGUCACUAGAUCUACUGUGCCUUAAUAUGUUUUUGUUUGUUUGUUUGUCUGUUUGUUUGUUGUUUUUGUAUAUUGAAAACAAAAUAAUCGAGGAACUGUUUCUUAGAUCGUGUAGUUUAUUAAGCAAAUAAGUCAAUAUUAAAAUUAGAAUUAUGCAUAAAUAAGGAAAACAACGCAUAUAUAUGCACUACGGUAAUAUGUGCUGUGUAGUUAUCUCUCUUAGUAACAAAGAAAUGUUGUCUCUUUUAACUAUACAUUGUUUUUAUGGUCUUUCUAUAUGUGUUUUAUACGUAUGUACAUUUUUAGAUGAAACGGAAGAAAAAUCUUUAGUAUUUCAUACUGUAUAUCACACAUUUAAUAUUUGAUAUUUUACAUAAGCAAGGAAUAAAUCUCCAUCUUUUGUCACAAUAUAAAAUAACAUAUUAAUGGCUUUAUUGGUGGUUUCCAUUUUACUCCACGCUUAAUAUAUAGUACCUACCAUAUGUCCUCAUUGUAUUUUAACAUGUAUUUUUAUAAAUGUCAGACAAAUUAAUAUUCUAUGUUUAUUUAUAGGCCGGUGCGGCUUAAUUGUGUUUUUUAUUAAAUCGGUGAGAAAAAUAAUUGUAUGUAAAAUAAACAUCGAAAACUUUGUUUUCAUGUUAUCCUGAAACAGAUCAAUUUUAACUAACAUAUUCUGACAUUAAAGAUUGAAAAUGUAAUUGUUUGUGUAUUUACUUCAAACAUGGUAUGACUGAGUUUCUUAAUGAUAAUGAAAUGUGUACCAUCUAUGAUCCUUUUUAUUGAUUGGUGUUUACAACAUUGAUCCUUCUUUGAAAAAUAUUUUUGAUGUAAUUGUAUUUUUGUUGUUAUUGCAAUUAUAUUUUUGAUG